AUGACUUUUAAGUCUUUGUUUUUGUUUCUUUUAUUUGUGAUUAUUGUUUAUACGUCAUCAGUAGAUCAAAUAGACAUCAAGGAAAAUUUGAAUCAAGAUUACGAUCAAGAAACUUGUACGAAAGAAGAUUGUACGGAUAAAGAUACCAAACAACACCUAAAAUGUAAGAAUAUGUUUCAAACACCUUCUCUGUUAAUAAAAAUAUUUCAGACCUUAAGGAUGACAACGGCAAUAUAAUCGAAAAAACGUCUCCAGAAUACGACGCAUACUUGUCUUAUUCAAGAAGACUUCAAGCUUCAAUGAAUUUAUCUGUAAAUCCAUGUGAUGACUUUUACAGUUUUGUAUGUGAAAGUGCCAAAUCAAACAAGGAUCUCGACAUUUUUAGUGUCUUGAGUUCACGAGCAUAUCAGAUUGUCAAGCAUGAAAUGGAAGAGUUGGUAAUACAUGUAUAAUUAUUACUGCAUAUACAACUUUUCCAAUCUUUUUUACUUGCAAAUAGAGUAGUUUAUAUUGGAUUACCUGUUGUCUAAACUCUAACAAGUAAGGCCAUUGUUUGGGAGACGAAGUAGUAAUUAAGGAUAAGGUGGAUCCGCUCCUUCUCCCCCUAAAGCUAAAGAUAAAAAUCCUUAAUUUCUUAUUUUAGACACAUGAGAAGACUAUAUGA
Molecule: messenger RNA, 664 nt
Organism: Bursaphelenchus okinawaensis
Lineage: Eukaryota; Metazoa; Nematoda; Chromadorea; Rhabditida; Aphelenchoididae
Source: the annotation of a GenBank genome assembly